This is a messenger RNA of Fundulus heteroclitus (mummichog), 1180 nucleotides long. RefSeq lists its product as uncharacterized. The record is from RefSeq and is a predicted model, not a curated record. The coding region runs from base 448 to 1098 and encodes 216 amino acids. NCBI's taxonomy places the organism in Eukaryota, Metazoa, Chordata, Actinopteri, Cyprinodontiformes, Fundulidae. The transcript has 4 exons.
UCCUGCUCCUCCUCCUCCUCCUCCUCCUCCUCCUCCUCCUCCUCCUCCUCCUCCUCCUCCUGCUCCUGCUCCUGCUCCUCCAGCGCUGUGGACUCCUGGCCCCGUGUUCCAGCCCCCUGCAGAGCUUCCUGGACACUGGAAGGAGCAUCUUCCAUCUUUCCAGCAGGACUGGAUCCUGAAGGCUUUAUUCAGGGCUAACCCUAAAACAGGGAAGCCAGAGCUGGUGCCACAGCUCACCUCCUGGUGGUCUCCUCCCCAGCCUCCGACCACCUUCACCCAGCCUCCUGCCUCUCCUGAUCUCUUCUUCUGCCGCCCUUUGUUUCUCUGGAUGCCUCUGAAGAUGUUGUCCAUCAUCUGUGUCCAGCCAGCUUGCAAUAGUCACAGGCUGACAGCAGCUGGCCUGUACAGCACUGUGGUCAAGGUGCUGGACAUAGAUGGUGGUAUGAUAUGACCUCAGAGUAUCUAGAAUGCAAAGGGUGCAAGAAGAAGUAUCCGGCCUGGUCAGAGGACAUCCUGGGACAGCUGGACAUGGGACACUGCAGGAAAUUCCCCGCCCUUCUGACAUACAGCGACUCAUGUGACUACAGAGUGGUCAUCCUGAUGCGGGAGAGAACUCAGGGCAACAGCGUCACGCAGCUUCACAAGAAGCUGCAAGAGGAGCACAGCGCAGCGUGGACCCGCCGCACGCUGGACUACUUUGCUGCCUGUGAGCCCUUCACUGACUCCUGUCUGGUCGAGCCGCCAGUGUUCUCUGCCCCCCCGCCCCUCCCGGCCCUCCCUAAACCCAAGUGGCUUCUGGCUGUGUACGCCAGGGACGUCCUGUCACGGCUGCCUGAGGUAAAGGCCAGAAUAACCUCUGUGUUUGGCUCCGUGCUCAAGAUGGACUCCACCAAAAAGCUAAAACUAGUCCGACGUUCACGCUGCUGGAUCCUGACUGCAUCAAUCGGCUCUACGAGACCUCAGAGCGCUCUGAUGCUGCGGCUCCAGGGAAAGCCUUCAGUCAUGCAGCGGCGACUUAUGGAAGGUAGGCUGAUGAAUUAUCUGAUUCAGAAACAUACUGGCCGUUGGCUCGUUGUGAUUAGAUUGCUGCUCAGUUAAUUUUGUAAUGUUUGGGAUUUAACUGAUGUUAUGAGAGGAUAUCAAAACAUUAGCUUACCUGUCUCCUCUCCUCUUGACGUCU